CGAAAGUUAACGGCUUAUUAAAAGUUAGCUAAAAUAUACAAUAAAGCGCAACUCAUGAGAGGAGGGGGGUGCAAAUGAUCAUUGCUUACAAUAUAUAAAUUUUAAAGUUGAUCAAUACUCACAAUAUAUAAUGUUUGGUUAGAAUAAAUUUUUGAAGGUUUUGUUAAAAUGGAGGCUGUUCAGAGACUUGUUCGUUCAUUAAAAUCAGGAAGAUCUUACGAACUACCAGAAGACCCAAAGGCAGCAUAUUUUAUGUUACUAUCAUUUAUAAUGCAGAAUCAGCACAGAACAUUUGUUGAACUUCUUGGAACUGGAAAAAAUUUUGAUGUCAAUUUUUUUUCUGGAAAAUCAAAAAGAACAUUGUUACAUAUGGCGGCUAAUGUUGGAGCAUAUGAGUGUCUCUGGCAUUUGCUAAAAAAAGGUGCAUUGCCAAAUGUGCAAGAUAGACAAGGAAUUACACCAUUGCAGGUCGCAUCAAGAAAUGGGUUUUCAAAAUGCAUUGCUAAACUACUUGAAUAUGGUGCAGAUAUUGAGAUAAAAAAUAAUGAAGGAAUGACUGCUAUUCAUUGGUUGGCAUCAAAUGGUCGAACUGAAAUAUUUUCUGAAAUUUCUAAAUUUAUUAAAGACAUUGAUAUCACAGAUUUUAAUUUACAAACACCUCUUCAUGUUGCUUGUCUUAAUGGUCAUAAAUCUACAGUGUUGAAAUUGCUGGAAUUUCAUGCAAAUAUUGAGAAAACUAACACAACUGGAUGUACUCCAUUAUUUUUUGCUUGCAGACAUGGACAUGCUGAAGUUGCAAAAGUGUUGAUCUGCAAUGGUGCUUUGCUUACAUCAAACUCUGAUAAACAAACGCCUCUAGAUGCUGCUUUUCUUGCUGGUUAUGGACAGGUUUGUUAUGUUAUUCUGGAUUAUAAAGACAAAGAUUUCAAACUUCUUUCUGGUUUGAUCCAAUCCUCUCUUUCACCAAACGCUGAUAUUAAAAAUGUGGAAGCUGCAUUUCUAUAUAUUGGUGAACAACGUCAAGAUUAUAGAGACUUCAUGCUGCAAGAGUUAGCAUCACAAGUUAGACUUGAAGGUUUGAAACUUUUAAGCCCAUCAAGUGAUUAUAAACUAACAACUGAACGUUUUUUAAAAGUGAUAAAGGUAUAUAACAAAAUGCUCACCUCGGAAAGUCAUUCUGAAAGUUUUAGGAUGCGCACUCAUAGAAGAACUGGUUCUGAUAUUUCUACCUCACCAAGAAAAGCAACACUGCAACCACAAAAUAUUGCGAGUAUAAAUUUUGAAACAGAUACAUUAUGGGAAAGUUUAAAUACAUGGAUGAAAAUUCUGCAAAGUGAGCUUUAUCCAAGUAAUUCAUAUGUUAAGUCAAAAGUAGUCAAUUCUAAAAGCUGUUUAUCAGCUCCACCUAUUAAUGAGUCAUUGCGGUUAACUCAACCUGCAGUUCAAUUAACAAUAAAUCAAACACCGUCAUCCAUGCCACUAUCAAGGUCAGACAGCUAUCAUAAUGCAAUGGAAACAACUGAUCAGGAAAUUUUACCAAAUUCAAUAAGCAGAUCUAUGGAAAAUAUUAGUAUUCAUAGAAGAAGUUCAGACAGCUCUGUAAAUAGAAUUAAUUUAAGUUUCUCUCAACUUCAAACUGAAAGCCAAUCUAUUGCACAACUUAGCCCUUCACAAUUGCAUCAACAUAGCAGCAUGCCAUCAACAUCUCUUGAUUCUGGAAUUUCAACAACAAAUGUUGAAAAUAAAAGUUCUAAAGAAGGUGAUGUUCUUUCUAUAACUGCAGAUAGACUGUGUGCUGUUAUUCAUGGAUAUUAUUUGUUCAGUCAGUCCAAUCCAGUAUGGAAUUGUGGAAAAAUGUAUCAAUUUAAUAAAUUUGUUGAAACCCAUGAAAAGAUAUUGCAGCUUCUUGUGUCAAGAAAUACUUCUCUCAUUUUCGAACAUUUUAACUUUGUGUUAGUUAAUCCAGUACUUUUACAAAGAUUUCUUCCUGCUAUUCAUGCCCAGCCAUUUGCUGAUCGUCAAAAGUGGUUUUAUGAAAAUUUAUAUGCUGAUAAGAAUCGUAUUAGUGUGGUUUAUGAUGAAACUGCUGUUAUACACGUUUCUAGAGAUUCUUUACUUUCUGCAAGCUGUAAGCAGUUAGAAGAAAAAAAUGAUAGUCAGCUCAAAAAAAAUAUUUCUGUAAGAUUCCAGGGAGAAGAAGGAAUGGGUGCUGGUGUGACCAGGGAGUGGUUAGAUUUGCUAAUUAAAGAAAUUGUAAAUCCGGAUUGUGCACUCUUCACGUUAUCAGCAGAUGGUUCAACUUUCCAACCCAACAGUAAUUCUUUUGUAAAUCCUGACCAUCUGAGCUAUUUUCAGUUUGCUGGGCGUAUAAUGGGUUUAGCAUUAUAUCACAAGCAUUUAAUUACUGCUUAUUUUACUAGAUCUUUCUACAAACAUAUGUUAGGUGUACCAGCCAGUUAUAAAGAUAUUGAAUCUAUUGAUCCAGAAUACUCAAAAAAUCUCCAGUGGAUUUUAGAUAAUGAAAUAAGUAGUUUGGGAUUAGAAAUUCCGUUUUCUGUUGAAACUGAUGUCUUUGGACAAACCCAAGAAGUCGAGUUAAAGUCAAAUGGAAAGAAUAUUAUUGUAACUGAUUUAAACAAGUGUGAGUAUGUUCAGCUGGCAGCAGAUCUUCGGAUGACAAAAGCAAUUAAAAGUCAGAUAGAAGCUUUUUUAAAAGGUUUUUAUCAGUUCAUUCCUCAUCACCUGGUCUCACUCUUUAAUGAAUAUGAAUUGGAAUUGCUUUUGUCUGGACUUCCAGAUUUAGAUUUAACAGACUGGAAAAAUAGCACAGUAUACCAAGCAGGUUACAGUGAAGAUUCUCAAGUAAUCAAGUGGUUUUGGGAAGUGGUUGGCUCACUAAAAAAAGAAGAGCAAGUGCAGUUGUUACAGUUUACUACAGGAACAUCUCGUGUUCCUUGGGGAGGAUUUUCUAAUUUGUGUGGACCUAGUGGUAAUCAAUUAUUUACAAUUUGCCGCUCUGCUGACAACACUAAAAUGUUGCCAACUUCAAGCACAUGUUUUAAUUUGUUAAAAUUACCCGAAUACGAAACUAAAGAAGAUCUUGAAAAAAUGUUAAAAAUUGCUAUUGCUUGUGGCAAUGUCGGGUUUGAAUUUACUUGAUUUAUUUAAAGGUUUUUUUUGUUUUUUUUAAUCAAUUAUAAGUUUAUAAGGAAUGCACGUAUAUACAGUUUAAUUGAUUUUAAUAUAGUAGUUGGAGCUAGUCUUAGUUCGAAAAUUGCCCUUUUCUAUUUAAUAAGAGAUCACUUCAUUUCAUCUUACAUAAGGCUAUUUUUAGACGAUUUAACCAUGGUGACCAUUGCCAAUACUUCUGAACAUUUUUUGUUUAAAAAAAAUCAAAAUAAGAAAGGUGAUUUUCCUACUUGAAGAAAUCUCCUUGAGUACUUUUUUAUUAAAAUAUUGCCUAAAUAUUGUAGGCAUUUUCCCUUUGAACUAUUUAAUAUAAGGUUUAAAUAUUGCAGGCGUUUUCCCUUUGAACUAUUUUAUAUAAGGUUUAAAUAUUGCAAGCGUUUUCCCUUCGAACUAUUUUAUAUAAGGUUUCUGUACAAGGUUUUAAUAACUUUUUUAAGCACUUUUUAAUAGUUUUUAAAAUUUAUUUCUAAAUUUUGUUUUUCAAAGUUUUUUUAAAGUAUUGUUAUUGAUGAAAACAAUGGUUAUUUAUUUGUUGUUGAUAUAUGAAGGUGUAAAUAAAUCACAAUUUUAUACUUUGUAAUAAUUUGUAUUAAAAUAGACAUUUAAAAAUAGAAAUAAAUAUUUUUAUAUUUUGUA
Molecule: messenger RNA, 3825 nt
Organism: Hydra vulgaris (swiftwater hydra)
Lineage: Eukaryota; Metazoa; Cnidaria; Hydrozoa; Anthoathecata; Hydridae
Source: RefSeq, a predicted model, not a curated record